Molecule: messenger RNA, 1128 nt
Organism: Tetrapisispora phaffii CBS 4417
Lineage: Eukaryota; Fungi; Ascomycota; Saccharomycetes; Saccharomycetales; Saccharomycetaceae
Gene: HGH1
Product: Hgh1p
Exons: 1
Coding region: 1-1128 (375 amino acids)
Source: RefSeq, a predicted model, not a curated record
AUGCCUACUCAAUUGGAAGAAUUAGUAUCUUUUCUGCACUCUCCACAACCUGCUGUCAGACAAAUAGCUUUGGAUAACCUGGUUGGUUUCAGUACUGGUACUAAUGCUGCUAUUUUUAAAUAUGACAACUAUAGAGCUAUUGAAGAUUUAAAAGAUUUAUCCAAGGAAAAAUCAAAACCUCUAGUUCAACAGUCAGUUACCAUUCUAGCUAAUUUAUGUGACGAUGUUGUCGCCAGAAGAUUAAUCAUAAAGGAUGAGAAGUAUUUGAAGUACUUGUCGUUGAAAAUUUGUGAUUUGAAUAACAGUAGUGCCGAUAUUAUGUGCAUAUUACUAAGCAAUCUAGCGAAGGAAGAUGGUAUCACAGCUGUUUUGAACUUUGUUACAGGUAAAGAUGAUGAUGAACUUCCAACUUUGGAUGCUUCAACUUUCAAAAGUCAAUACGUCAUGGACUGUCUAAUAGACUGUUUUGUCAAGGGCUACGAUAGAAAAUUGAAUAAAUUCGCUACUUUUGACUAUUUAGCUUAUUUCUUUGCUGAUAUCUCAAGAUUUAGAAAGGGUAGGGAAUAUUUCAUUACCGCCCAAGAAUAUGAUAAUGUCGUUCCAAUCUCCAAAUUAUUAGUUUUCACUGAAAAAUAUGAUUCUAAAACUAGAAGAGAAGGUGUCGCUUCCACUAUCAAAAAUUCUUUGUUUGAUUCAGAAAGUCAUGAAAAAAUUUUAAACGAUGAGGAUAUCAAUUUAUUACCAUAUAUUUUAUUACCAAUCACCAAUGCCAAGGAUUCUGAAAUUGAUGAAGAAGAUAUGUUUAAUUUACCUGAUGAAUUGCAAUUACUGCCAGAAGAUAAAGUAAGAGAUCCAGUCCCAGAAAUUAUCUGCGUUCACUUGGAAAGUAUAUUAUUAUUAUGCACCACUUCUGCCGGUAGAGAAUACAUGAGAAGUAAAUCUGUCUAUCCAUUAGUCAGAGAAUUGCAUAAAAAUAUUGAUAAUGAAGAAAUCGAUGAAUUGUGUAACAGAAUUGUCAACAUGUUGAUGAGAGGUGAACCAGCCCAAAAUAGUAACAUUGAAGAAAUGCCAGUUAAGAAUGCUGAAGAUUCUGCCGAUGCUAUUCUUGAAACGGUAAAAUGGAUCUAG